This is a messenger RNA of Naegleria lovaniensis, 1818 nucleotides long. RefSeq lists its product as uncharacterized. Lineage: Eukaryota; Heterolobosea; Eutetramitea; Acrasida; Naegleriidae. Gene Ontology annotation, molecular function: oxidoreductase activity, acting on the CH-CH group of donors, NAD or NADP as acceptor. The record is from RefSeq and is a predicted model, not a curated record. Gene Ontology annotation, cellular component: membrane. The transcript has a single exon. Bases 1 to 1818 code for a protein of 605 amino acids. Gene Ontology annotation, biological process: sterol biosynthetic process.
AUGGACGUUACCACUGCAGCCAAUCUCAAUCCAGCCGACGAAGACAAUAUUGCGUUGAGUCGUGAUCGUAGUGGCUUUGGUGCUGCCAUUGAAGGUAUUCAAAAGACCAUCGAAUCUGCAGCAAGUAUCAUUGGAGAAGAAAUUAGUGGUGGAGUGGAUGAUGAAACGAGUGAUGAUCUUAUUGAGUCUCAACAACAAGAAUCAUCCCUCGAAGAUGUUCAGCAUCUCUUGAAACCUUUCAAACCCAUUCAUGCAUUGAGAUUCUUUGGUACCAUCUUCCUCACCUACUAUUUAUGGAUAUGUACAAUGUUCCAUCAUGGUCAAUUCAUUUAUCCUUCAUCCUUCUCACAUUCUUAUUCGUUCUUGAAAGAUCAACUCUUGAAACCAAUCUUCAUGUAUGCACUUCCAAGUGAUUAUACUUGUAUUUGGAUGUAUUCAUUAUUUGUACUAUGGAGUGGUUUACAAUCCAUUCUUGCCAUGUCCUCUCCAUCGUAUCACAUGUAUUAUUCAUUCAUUAUGAAUAUCUUUUUAGUAUUUAUAUUGAAUGUCACCAAUUUAUUACCAGUUGUGGAAUGGUAUGAACAUUUCAUUGCACUCUUUACUUGUUCAUUGGUAGGAGGAUUGAUUUUAGCAAGUUUGUCCAAAACUAGUUUUACUUAUCAAAGUAAGAAGAGAAUGAAGCAAAUUCCAAUCCAUAGUGGUAUUGGUAGUGAUAGUGGUGGUAUUGGUAGUGGUAUUGGUGGUAGUACCACAGGUGCUGAGGAUUUGAUGAUGAAUAUAGGUCCAAGUUCGACGAGCUCGACUCAACCCACUACUACUGCUGAAACAAUGACACCACCACCAAUCACCUCUUCCUCAACCACCACCACUCGAAUUUCACUUCCAUCCAUUGAUAUGGGUUAUAAUUUAUGGUUCAUUCUCUCGUUGAGUGUGGUUGCUAAACAAUUUGAAUUGUAUGAAUACAUUUCAUAUCCUGUAGCAUGUCAAAUGAUUGCAACAUUCCUCAUUUGUAAUUACAUGAUUCAACUCUAUAUGAAUAGUAGUGUCAUGGGUUCCUAUGAUGGUGAAAAUGAUCUCAUGGAUGUCUUGGAUAAGAGUGUUGUAUUACCAUUCUUUAAUACCAUACCAUUGAUUCAUCAAAUUCAUCAAGUUUCAUUAUUGAAUAAUACUACUACUACUGGUACUACUAAUGGUACAAUUACUACUACUAUGAAUGAUUCCAUUCCCAUUCUACCCAUUGUACUCUUUUUAAUAGGUUACUAUAUUUGGAGCAUUUCCAAUACUCAAUACAUGUAUUUCAAGCAAGAGUAUUACUUUCAUGGAUCUACAACAAAUGAUAUGAAAUCUACGACAGUACUACUACCACAUCGUACCAUUUCAUCCUUUCCUUACUUUUUAUUGAGUAAGACUCUCACACCUCGAGUGGUGAGUUCUCGAGAUGGAUCCUAUAUUCUUGCUGAUAGUGGAUGGUUAUUGUGUCGAAAUAUUGAUUUGAGUGGAGAAUUAUUAAUGGUAUGGUCACUCUUUUUAUUGAAUAUUCAUGGUAGUGGUGGUCUUUAUGGUAUAUUUAAUACGAGUCGUACGAGUAGUGUUGGUGGUGGUGGUGGUCUUUCGACUGGAAUGAUGAACAUGUACCAUACUAGUAGUAGUAGUAGUACUUUUCAUUAUUUCAUUCCACUCUUAUAUGCCAUGUUGAAUACAUUGGAUAUCAUUACGACAGAGAGAAAUAGACACUUGUAUUAUUCGAGACAAUAUGCACAGGAUUGGACUCGUUAUUGUAAUAUGGUUCCUUACAGUUUGAUACCUUUUGUUUAUUGA